GCACAGCCCUCAGUCACAUGGUUUCACUGUUGGUCUUCACCCAGGAAUAGAGGGGGACCAGGACUAACAAAACUGGACGCCGGGGAGAGGAUAACACCGAGCUUCGCCCACGGCAAAAGCCAGAAACGGUGACGGACGGAUCCGUGUCUUUUCCCAGGACAAUGACUUUUGCCAUUUCUCUGUCUUUUGGUUGCACUAUCAUGUAAAACUCCGCCAUAUUCAGCCCACCACGCCCGGAGCUCAGCCACCAGGGGUAAAGACUCGCUACUUCAGUCCUCUUUAAGUUGUUGCACAAAGUUAAUUUCCUCUUCACAAGGGAGGAUUAAGGUGAAGUGUUAUCCAGGAGUAAUGAUUCUGAGCUCCGUGGGAGCUUGCUGCCUCAGCCCGGAGGCCAAAGAGGCUCGCAGGAUCAACGAUGAAAUUGAGAGGCAGCUCCGCCGGGACAAGAAGGACGCCCGACGGGAAUUCAAGCUCCUUUUGCUCGGAACUGGUGAAAGUGGGAAGAGCACUUUCAUCAAGCAGAUGAGGAUCAUCCAUGGCCGUGGAUAUUCUGAGGAGGACAAGAGAAGCUUCACCAGGCUGGUCUACCAGAACAUCUUCACAGCCAUGCAGGCCAUGAUCCAGGCCAUGAACACAUUACAGAUCCCCUACAAGUAUGAACACAACAAGGCGAAUGCCAGUAUUGUCAGUGGGGUUGAUGUGGAGAAAGUGACAACAUUAACAAACCCUUACGCGGAUGCCAUGAAGAGCCUGUGGAGUGACCCAGGGAUUCAGGAAUGUUACAAUCGGAAGAGGGAAUACCAGCUCUCGGACUCAACCAAAUACUAUCUGAAUGACUUGGAGCGAAUUGCUGACCCGGCUUAUCUGCCAACGCAGCAGGAUGUCCUGAGGGUCAGGGUGCCCACAACAGGUAUCAUAGAGUACCCCUUUGACCUGGAGAAUGUGGUGUUCAGGAUGGUGGAUGUGGGUGGCCAGCGUUCGGAGAGGAGGAAGUGGAUUCACUGUUUCGAGAAAGUGACCUCCAUCAUGUUCCUGGUGGCGCUCAGCGAGUACGAUCAGGUCCUCGUUGAGUCUGCCAAUGAGAAUCGAAUGGAGGAAAGCAUGGCCUUGUUCCGGACGAUCAUAACCUACAAGUGGUUCAAAGAGUCCUCAGUCAUCUUGUUCCUCAACAAGAUCGAUCUACUGGAGGAGAAAAUCAUGUAUUCACAUUUGGUCGACUACUUCCCUGAAUACAAUGGUCCCCAGCGGGAUGUCAAAGCAGGAAAAGAAUUCAUCUUAAAAAUGUUUGUCAGUCUCAAUCCAAAUGUGAAAAAAAUAAUUUACUCCCACUUCACGUGCGCCACAGACACAGACAACAUUCGAUUUGUCUUCCGGGCAGUGAAGGACCACAUCUUGCAGGAGAACCUGGAAGUCUACAACUUGGUUUAAAAUGGUAGGGCUGUCAUUGUAAUUCAAUCGGCUUUGUACAGCUGGCAGUUAGGAGAGCUCUGCAGUGAUUCAGUUUGCCUCACACUGCUACUGAACACUAUAAUCCAAAACAGGAAAUUGAGAAUCUAUAGAGCUUGUCGCCAAAUGACUGUACUACUGAUGUAUUUCAAAUUUUCCUGUUAGGCUCUUUGAAAAUGGAUGUCUCCAGCUAUAAUGAAGUGUGUCCUGACAAUUAAAGUGCCUCCUUAGUGAGGAGUCUAUUAUGGUAUGCACUCUGAAAUUCGAGGAGCUCUUUGCGAAAGUUGUUGAGCAGAAACAGUAUAAAUGCACAUUGACGGAUUGAGAGGGAAAAAAGUAUUUCAGUGGCUUCAAAAGCCUCUGAGGACUGGUAAUGUACUAGGUCUCUCCUUCAGGGAAUCUGUGGAAGUGGGUGUAGACUAACUGCAAUGCAGCACCUCACAUCACUAAUCCAAGUUGGUCAUAGUUUUUUUUCUUUUUAAGUUAAAAACUGUUUGAAAUACUCUAAUUGCUUAGUUUGUAUUGUGACUUAAAGGGAAACAAGUAAAAAUUAACACUAAUGACUAUUAUUUUAUUACAGAUAAUGAUUUGCACACUGUUCCUUUUGUAGCAGUAGUUGUGGCAUUAGCAUUGCAGAAUUAGCCGAUCCUCUGUACAUGUGUAUGUCGCUUAGUUGGGCAUCAUCAUUUUCACUUUCAAAUUUCACUUGACUUCGUACACUUUGCAUUUGUCUGUGAUGGCAUUGUCCAGAGUUAAACCACUUUUUGUGAGCACAGGAUUUUUUUUGGGGGGGGGGGGGUAAUUUAACACAUUUCAAACAGACAUUCACAUUCCUUUUUUUAAAGUCUUGUACCAGAGCUAUAGAAUAAAGCGUUCAUUCAGUUCAGGGACUUUUCAGUAGUUUUCUUGCCUAAAACUAUUUUACUAAAAUGGCUUUAGAGCUUGCCCCAUUGUUUAUCUGGAUGCAUAGUGUAAAUAUCGCAUGGUACAGUAUUUUCCUAGGUAUUUUCACCUAUGUUUGCUUCAAGGUCAGUGUUGAAAUGCUAACUGCUGAAGAGAGAACUGUUAUGUUAAAUGAUCUCUGAGGCAUUGAACUAGAGCAUUCUUGAUAUGAAUUCAUAUGCUGUUCAAGGUAUCAAAUGCAUACAUAAAAAGCUUCUGAGAGCAUAUCCACAGCACUAAUGUUUACACAACCCUUUUCUUCUUGUUAAAAAUAAUUACAGUCUAAUUUGUACGGUAUAAUUUAUGGUUCUAUCUCUCUGUCACUGUGAUAUCUUAAAGGCAGUCUUAGUGUUUUUUGUAAUCUGAUUGGAUAAAUAAACGGACACUUUGCUGUUCAUUUGCUGCUCAGA
This is a messenger RNA of Toxotes jaculatrix (banded archerfish), 2798 nucleotides long. Its product is annotated as guanine nucleotide-binding protein G(q) subunit alpha-like. Bases 349 to 1428 code for a protein of 359 amino acids. The transcript has 8 exons. Gene Ontology annotation, biological process: adenylate cyclase-modulating G protein-coupled receptor signaling pathway; action potential; phospholipase C-activating dopamine receptor signaling pathway. Gene Ontology annotation, molecular function: GTPase activity; GTPase activator activity; guanyl nucleotide binding. Gene Ontology annotation, cellular component: heterotrimeric G-protein complex. NCBI's taxonomy places the organism in Eukaryota, Metazoa, Chordata, Actinopteri, Toxotidae. The record is from RefSeq and is a predicted model, not a curated record.